Molecule: messenger RNA, 928 nt
Organism: Aethina tumida (small hive beetle)
Lineage: Eukaryota; Metazoa; Arthropoda; Insecta; Coleoptera; Nitidulidae
Product: lysophospholipase-like protein 1
Exons: 5
Coding region: 195-881 (228 amino acids)
Biological process (GO): protein depalmitoylation
Cellular component (GO): cytoplasm
Molecular function (GO): carboxylic ester hydrolase activity; palmitoyl-(protein) hydrolase activity
Source: RefSeq, a predicted model, not a curated record
CGUAAUAUAAUAUAAUUACAUUAGACAAGGAAGAUAAAAAUAUUUUCUUAUCUAAGGUCUUUACUAACAAAGAAACUAAGCACAGAUCUUUGCUAAAUAUUUUUAUCACUCAGUACUAACGUUUUUAUUUAGAAGCUAACCUUUACAAAACUUAUAUCAUUUGUUUAUGUAAUGUUUUGAUUAGUUCUUGAACAAUGUCAUUAGGAAAGUUGCAUGUAGUUAACCAGAGUCAAAAAUUGGCUUCUGGUGCAGUAAUAUUUUUACAUGGCUCAGGUGACACUGGCAAAGGCAUCCUGGAAUGGGUACAUUUUCUACUUGGGGAAAACUUUUCAUUGCCCCACAUUAAAUUCCUUUUCCCAACUGCUCCAGUCAGAAAUUACACGCCAAACAAUGGAGAGUUGAGUCAUGUCUGGUUUGAUAGACUUGAUAUUAACCCAGAAGUACCAGAGCACAAGGAAACUUUGGAUUCAAUUGGUGUUGAAAUGAAUAAACUUGUGGAUGAUGUUGUUAAAUCUGGCAUUCCUUUAAACAGAAUUGUAAUUGGAGGAUUUUCAAUGGGAGGAGCUCUAGCUCUUCACAUGGCAUACAGAUACCGUCCAGGCUUUGCUGCAGCUUUUACACUGUCUUCCUUUUUAAAUAACAACUCUGCAGUGUACAAAGAACUAAAAUCUGUAGAAACUGAGCUUUACAUGUGCCAUGGUGACAGGGAUUCUUUAGUGCCUUUACUCUGGGGGGACCAAACAAGACAAGAACUGGCUGAUAGAGGUGUAAACAUUAAAUUUAAUAUUAUUAAAAAUGCUAUGCAUGAACUGAAGAAGAAGGAAUUAACAGAUCUGAUGGAGUGGAUUGAAAAAAAAUUACCAUCACAAUCACACUUAUGAGUACAUUGUAUUCAGUUUAUAAUAAAAUAUAUUGAUAUUUUACAAAA